UGUAGAUGAUGGCUAAUGCUGACCUAGAACUGGACAAGGAGAAUACACAAACACUGCAGCAAGCCAUUCAUCUGAGGUUCGGCACUCAAAAUGCCAGUGAACCAACAAAAUCUCACAUUUCGAUUGGGCCAAAACUUGUUAUACCACAGCUAAAGAUACCGCAGAUUAACGCCAGCACGCCAACCAGUGCCGAGGUACUUUCUGCGGAAGAACACCGUCGCGCCGCUGAUGCCCAUAAUGAGCGGCUGCUCAAUGCAAUCAAACGCCGUCGAGAGCAGAGUGAAGCGAGUCAUUCAGCUAGAGAUUCAUCUGCAUCCUCCAAAGAAUCCACCGAUAGCCUACUGGCCAAACUCCCCUUGUUAAAUGGUAUCAGUUGCCGGUUAACCAUACCCAAGCUGCGAACGGCUUCGGGUGAACCACUCGAUGAGCCCCAAUUCAACAUACCUUUACUCAACAAGUUGCGCAGCCAGAACAAUUCGUUGGAGCUGACCCAGCUGGAGAAGGGCGUGAGCAAAUUGAAACUUACUGCUGACGAUGGUGGCGAUAGUACCAAGCUUAAGAGUAUUCAGGAAAUGCAACAAGCACCGACCCCACUGAUCGAUCUGACCUCAACUGUAAUUGCUAUCCAAAAAGAUGCACCACCACGCGAGGCGGCGAGUAAGGUGCGACACAAGCAGGCAGCAGUUAUGGAGCACUUUGAUAUUCCAUUUAUUGGCUGCGAUAGCCUUAACCGUGUCUCUGUUGGUAUGCUGUUCAAAAAACGUCAAAGCAGUACAUCAAGCGACUUUGAGGCGACUGUUACGAGAAUUAUAGAGAAAUCCAGCGAUGUUGGCAGUAUGCUUGAUGCAACAGUUGGCUAUCCAAGACCACGGCAGCCACAGCUUAGGUACGCUGCCUCGCCUCUAGAACUGCAGAAUCUGAAGAUGUAUAAACGGGAGGAUUACGGUACAAAUAUUAAACGGUUUCGCUUCGAUACUGCAUCGCCCGAUGAGAUUGUUAAGGAGGCGCUACAGAAAUCCUGGCGCAUAUCGCGCACAUAGUCUAAGUAUUAGCUAUGCUUUAUGCCUAAGUGUACAAGUUGACAUUAAAAAUUAUUUAAUAUAUUUUUAGCGAUGAA
Drosophila montana is the source of this 1117-nucleotide messenger RNA. RefSeq lists its product as uncharacterized. NCBI's taxonomy places the organism in Eukaryota, Metazoa, Arthropoda, Insecta, Diptera, Drosophilidae. Bases 6 to 1040 code for a protein of 344 amino acids. The transcript has a single exon. The record is from RefSeq and is a predicted model, not a curated record.